GACUCACGACCUCGAGAAUCUCGUUGAGUCACGCAAACAGAGAUGGCCGCUCCCUGAACGUCCAUGUGGCUUCGCAGGCAGAAAAACUCCUCGGUAAUUUAACGUUAACUAAUUUCACGUGAGUAAAAGGAGCAGCGGACUCUGCGCUGAAGCUGAGAGCGGCUCCGCGAGGACACGAACAUGCAGCACGACGACGUGAUCUGGGACAUUAUUGGAAACAGACAGUUCUGCUCCUUCAAAGUCAAGACGAAGAGUCAGAACUUCUGUCGUAAUGAAUACAACAUCACAGGCUUGUGUAACCGCUCGUCGUGUCCGCUGGCCAACAGUCAGUACGCCACCAUCAGAGAGGAGAAAGGUCAGUGUUUCCUCUACAUGAAGGUGAUUGAGAGAGCAGCUUUUCCCGCCAAAAUGUGGGAAAAGGUGAAGCUCAGUAAGAACUAUGAGAAAGCUCUGGAACAGAUCGAUGAGAACCUGAUCUACUGGCCUCGCUUCAUCAGACACAAAUGUAAACAGAGAUUCACCAAGAUCACACAGUACCUGAUCCGCAUGCGCAAACUGGUCCUGAAGAGACAGAGGAAGCUGGUUCCUCUGAGCAGGAAGGUGGAGCAGAGAGAGAAGAGGAAAGAGGAGAAAGCUCUGAUCGCCGCUCAGCUGGACAACGCCAUUGAGAAGGAGCUGCUGGAGAGACUCAAACAGGGAACGUACGGAGACAUCUACAACUUCCCCGUCCACGCCUUCGACAAAGCUCUGGAGCAGCAGGACGACGAGAGCGAGUCCGAGUCUGAGGAAGAGGAGGAGGGGGAGGAAGAGGAGGAUGAUGAGGACGUCGGGAAGAGAGAGUUUGUAGCAGAAGAAGAAGUGGAAGAGAGCGACCUGAGCGACUUCGAGGAAAUGAACAAUCUGAAGACGAGCAGCGACGAGGAGGAGGAGGAGUCGAGUGAAGAAGAGGAGGAGGACGAGAAGGAGAUGGAAAUGGAGGUGGAGAAAAAGGCCCCCAGGUCUAAAGGCAAAUCUCCGGCUAACGGAGCAGCAGCAAGGAAGAAGCGAGCGUACGUGGAGAUCGAGUACGAGCAGGAAACAGAGCCCGCCUCCAAGAGCAGAACCACGUCGUGAUGUCAGCUGUCAAUCAAACUGUGAGCAGAGACUCUGCCGAGGACACGAUCCUCCUCCCACCGUCAACCGAAUCCCUCUGGAACACAUGCGCUCAGGAGGUGGUUUCCCAUCACUCCCUCUGUCUCUGUUCAUAUUGACAGUGACGUAUAAAGUUUUCUUGCAGGAUGUGGUCUCAGGUCUCCUGUCGGUCUCUGAACCAACGUCCAGUGAGGACCGGGGUCUGGAUUUGAGUCCUUUUCAGUUUUCAUCAUUUGCAAACGAACUUGUGAAUAAAUCUAUCUGUUAGAAAUGUUUCAUAACUCUUGAAUAUUUGUAUGUGAAGUCGACGGAUGAACGUCACCUUCACUCAGGUGAUGAAGUGAAUGGAAACAUUGACCUUUAAUUAAAUGACGUGAA
This is a messenger RNA of Seriola dumerili (greater amberjack), 1509 nucleotides long. RefSeq names its product MAK16 homolog (gene mak16). The coding region runs from base 181 to 1113 and encodes 310 amino acids. Gene Ontology annotation, cellular component: nucleolus; preribosome, large subunit precursor. Gene Ontology annotation, biological process: maturation of LSU-rRNA; maturation of 5.8S rRNA. The record is from RefSeq and is a predicted model, not a curated record. Lineage: Eukaryota; Metazoa; Chordata; Actinopteri; Carangiformes; Carangidae. The transcript has 10 exons.